This is a messenger RNA of Drosophila subobscura, 618 nucleotides long. RefSeq lists its product as uncharacterized. The record is from RefSeq and is a predicted model, not a curated record. Gene Ontology annotation, cellular component: extracellular region. Gene Ontology annotation, molecular function: chitin binding. The transcript has a single exon. The coding region runs from base 5 to 565 and encodes 186 amino acids. Lineage: Eukaryota; Metazoa; Arthropoda; Insecta; Diptera; Drosophilidae.
CUUUAUGUGGAAGUUGUUUAUAGUCUUUGGCUGCCUGCUGCCUGCCCAUCAGGUGUCGGCGGCAUUUUUGCAAGAAUGUCAGGGAGUCAUUAUUAAUAAGGUGACAAAUCCAAACCAGGCGUGCAGCGAGUUCGUUCACUGUAACGGAGAUGAUUCCUACUAUUGCAAUGGCGAUUGCUGGGAGCCUAUUGAUUGUUAUGGUGCAAUGGAAGAAACCAGUGCAGAAAACAAAAUUCCCUCUUCAUCGGCACCCGUCGCACCGCAAGACCCCAUGCUAGCAGAAAGAUCUACCCCAACGAUUUUUACUCCUAGCCCAUCAUAUCCCCCUUCUUCAUCAGCUACAAUAGCAGCAGGAACAACCAUUUCUAGCUCCAGUGUCCACGUAAUCUGCAAGACGAGCGGAAGAAACGGUGUCUAUCCCUAUCCGGCCAAUAGUAAUUACUACUAUCAAUGUAUAUCGGGUUAUCUUCUUCUGCAGCAGUGCCCGCAGAAUUUUCAUUUCGAGGCCGUACAAGAACGGUGUACUGCGACGAAACCUUAUCUUAUGAUACGGCUAUUCGUGUAAGAUUCCUCAGAGAGUCGUAAAUAAAGAAGAUACCAGCCCUGUUCUCAAGCAAA